Funneliformis caledonium is the source of this 234-nucleotide messenger RNA. The record is from the annotation of a GenBank genome assembly. Lineage: Eukaryota; Fungi; Glomeromycota; Glomeromycetes; Glomerales; Glomeraceae.
AUGGAUAAUACUCCCGUUACUGGUCAAAAAACAAAAACCUGUCUUAACAAUCAAGAUUUUUUUGUAACUAUUAUUGCUGGUAAUAAAGAUGAUGUCAUGCUACCUGGGUAUUUAUGUCAAAGUGGUAUUUAUGUAAGCCAAACAGAAAAUAAUCCUUCUAAAGCCGUUUCUUUAUUAUAUACACAAAUUUUUGUAAAUGAAACUCGAUUUUUAGGUCCUUUGAUAUUGAGAUGA